UGAAAUUAAGUUGCUAUUGUGAUGUUACUUGGAAUAAAGUCAUCCUUACGUAGCCGACAUAGUCUUGAAAAAUAAAGACCUCUUUUCCAUAAGAUGCAUACAUCUUAUUUGCAUUUUGAUCGUUUUCAUCGCUUCGGCACGUCGAUAUUUCACAAAGGAUUCGUGCCGUGUCUAUGUCUUUAAUUACUAAGUAGCAUUCACCAAGAGGAGAGUGUUGUCGGCUGCAUUGCGACUUACUGCGAUGACUUUAUGGUAGACUAAUAAUUAUUACUCAUGAGACUGUUUUGAAAUAUUCCUGCGUGUACUUUGAACUUAUUUCCUUUCUUUUUUAAGAAUUAAAGUGAGCGUGAAGUCAAAUUUAGCAGAUUUAGAGAUUUAAUGAAGACGCCACUCUUAUCACUGGACUUAUCAUGGAUGACGAAGGAAUAUGUCUUACAGCCCACAAAUCGUUAAUGUACGUGUGAAAAAUCAUGAUUGGUUGAUCACAAAUGAAGAAAUCGCUUCCUUAUCUCGCGAUGAACAAUACAUGUCACGAUUUCUCUGCAGUAAUUGCAGCAGCGUAUUCAAUUUGGAACACAAUCUUCAUUAUUAUUUGGGAAUAGAACGUGAUCAGCCACCUAAGUACAAUUGUCCUUAUUUCUACAAAACGAAGCAUCCUCGAACGUGUGCACUCAUUGUAUACUACAUCGUAUACAUUCAGGCAACAUCCAGCUUUAUCUGGUGGACAUAUUUACAUGGUGGACAAGACUACAAUCUCGCAAUAUUCUUGAAUCUUCCUCGACUACAAUUCUACUUACUCGAUAUACGUGAUUCUGUGUCUACGGACAAUUCUAAUGUUGCUUGUACAAAGUAUAUCUUACAAUCCGAAAAUUCCGAAAAUAUUCUGUAAUAUUAUAUAUAUAUCUCCUUUACAUUGCACAAUUAUUUAUUUUUCACAGAAUGUUAUAUAUUUUCUCUGUUAUUUCCUCUGUU
Molecule: messenger RNA, 972 nt
Organism: Ooceraea biroi (clonal raider ant)
Lineage: Eukaryota; Metazoa; Arthropoda; Insecta; Hymenoptera; Formicidae
Source: RefSeq, a predicted model, not a curated record